UUGACUAAAGGGCAUGAAGCCUGCUGGAUUGCAAUCACAAACCGCGAGCACAGGCUAUAAAUCCCAGGUGCGCCACUCCGCGCUCAGUCUUUGGCACAACUUGUUACGCGCAACAUCAAGGACAAGUGAAGAGAGUCCAGCUUGAUCACUGUAUCCGCGAGAAACUUGUCGUGCUGUCAAAAUGUCAUUGGUGAACGCCGUGCCAUUCAUGAAGCCGCUGUAUAUGCGCUCUCCUCAGGGACGCAGACACACGCUGCCCGCCAGCGAGUUUCGAUCCCUCAGCCCAGAAGACGCGGUCAGUGUGUUUGAGAUCGAGAGAGAAGCUUUCAUCUCGGUGUCUGGUGAGUGCCCGCUUCACCUGGACGAGGUGCGCCACUUCCUCACCCUCUGUCCCGAGUUGUCUCUUGGCUGGUUUGAAGAAGGACGUCUGGUGGCUUUCAUCAUCGGUUCACUGUGGGACCAAGAGCAGCUUAACGAGGAUGCCUUGACUCUCCACAAGCCUCAUGGGACCACUGUCCACAUCCAUGUGCUGGCUGUACACCGGACAUUUCGUCAACAGGGCAAAGGCUCCAUCCUGAUGUGGAGAUACCUGCAGUACCUCCGCUGCUUGCCCCAUGUUCAUCGUGCUGUGCUCAUGUGUGAGGACUUCCUGGUUCCUUUCUACCAGAAAUCUGGAUUUACGGUGCAGGGUCCCAGUGUGAUCACAGUGGGACCACUCACUUUCACUGAGAUGUUUUUCCUCGUCCAGGGCCAUGCUUUUAUGCGCAGAAACAGUGGAUGCUGAGCACCAAAGCCACUGCGGCAGUUAUGGAUCUGAGUGUUCAUCAACUGACAGAGCUGAAAUGAUCUGAUGCUAACAGAAAAGACUGGA
Boleophthalmus pectinirostris (great blue-spotted mudskipper) is the source of this 871-nucleotide messenger RNA. RefSeq names its product arylalkylamine N-acetyltransferase 1 (gene aanat1). The transcript has 3 exons. Bases 182 to 784 code for a protein of 200 amino acids. Gene Ontology annotation, cellular component: cytoplasm. Gene Ontology annotation, biological process: response to light stimulus; circadian rhythm. Gene Ontology annotation, molecular function: aralkylamine N-acetyltransferase activity. The record is from RefSeq and is a predicted model, not a curated record. NCBI's taxonomy places the organism in Eukaryota, Metazoa, Chordata, Actinopteri, Gobiiformes, Gobiidae.